Phascolarctos cinereus (koala) is the source of this 1497-nucleotide messenger RNA. It is a transcript of the gene GTF2H2, whose product is annotated as general transcription factor IIH subunit 2. Lineage: Eukaryota; Metazoa; Chordata; Mammalia; Diprotodontia; Phascolarctidae. The record is from RefSeq and is a predicted model, not a curated record. Gene Ontology annotation, cellular component: transcription factor TFIIH holo complex; transcription factor TFIIH core complex. Gene Ontology annotation, biological process: nucleotide-excision repair; DNA-templated transcription; regulation of transcription by RNA polymerase II. Gene Ontology annotation, molecular function: zinc ion binding.
GGCGGAGCACCGUAGCCAUGCGCACUCGGGGAAUCCCGAGUUGUCCCGGGUGGUCGUAUCACUCCGUGCUGUUCUGGGGCCCGCCGCCUUCCCCGGCGCCGCGGGUAUUUACUUUUUAAUAAUUGAAACUCACAAAAGGAAAAAUGGAUGAAGAACCUGAAAAAACGAAACGCUGGGAAGGGGGCUAUGAAAGAACAUGGGAAAUUCUUAAAGAAGAUGAGUCUGGAUCACUUAAAGCUACCAUAGAAGACAUUCUCUUCAAGGCCAAGAGAAAAAGAGUAUUUGAGCACCAUGGACAAGUUCGACUUGGAAUGAUGAGACACCUUUAUGUAGUUGUAGAUGGAUCAAGAACUAUGGAAGACCAAGACUUAAAGCCUAAUAGACUGACAUGCACUUUAAAGUUAUUAGAAUACUUUGUAGAGGAAUAUUUUGAUCAGAAUCCUAUUAGUCAGAUUGGGAUAAUCGUAACUAAGAGUAAGAGAGCUGAAAAGCUGACAGAACUCUCAGGAAAUCCAAGGAAGCAUAUAGCCUCUCUCAAGAAAGCGGUAGAUAUGACCUGCCAUGGAGAGCCAUCUCUCUACAAUUCCUUAAACUUGGCCAUGCAGACACUAAAACAUAUGCCAGGGCACACAAGUAGAGAAGUCCUGAUCAUCUUUAGCAGUCUUACCACCUGUGAUCCAUCUAACAUCUAUGAUCUAAUCAAGAGUUUAAAGGCAGCUAAAAUUAGAGUGUCUGUUAUCGGCUUGUCUGCAGAAGUUCGAGUUUGCACUGUACUUGCUCGUGAAACUGGUGGAACAUACCAUGUUAUUUUAGAUGAAAGUCAUUAUAAAGAACUCCUAACACAUCAUGUUAGUCCUCCACCUGCCAGUUCAAGUUCUGAAUGCUCUCUUAUUCGUAUGGGUUUUCCCCAGCACACCAUUGCCUCUUUGUCUGAUCAGGAUGCUAAACCUUCUUUCAGCAUGGCGCAUUUGGAUAGCAGUACUGAGCCGGGCCUUACUUUAGGAGGGUACUUCUGUCCGCAGUGCCGGGCAAAGUACUCUGAACUUCCAGUUGAAUGCAAAAUCUGUGGUUUAACAUUGGUAUCUGCUCCCCAUCUGGCACGGUCUUAUCAUCAUCUGUUUCCUUUGGAGGCUUUUCAAGAAGUUUCCUUGGAAGAAUAUAAUGGAGAGGGAUUUUGUCAGGGAUGCCUAGGGGAAUUAAAAGACCAACAUGUUUAUAUUUGCACUGUGUGCCAAAAUGUAUUCUGUGUGGACUGUGACUUGUUCAUUCACGAUUCUCUGCAUUGCUGUCCUGGUUGUAUUCAUAAGAAUCCAGCUCCUUCUGGUGUGUGACAUCAUCCUUUCCUACCUACAUAUUCUAUUUCUGCAUAAAAAGAAAACUACAACCUAUUAUAGGGUGACUUGAGAAGUAGCUCUGAGGUGGAUUGUAGUAAAAUGUGAAGAACAAUUUGAAAAUAAACGUAAUAGUUUUUUUAAUAAAAUGUUUUGUGUUCAGAAA